AUGGAGGGUGAUUUGGUGGCUCAGUUCUCCGAAAUCACCGGUGCGACGCCCGAGCUGGCGACACAGUACCUGCAGCUUGCCGAUUUCGACAUCGAGCAGUCGAUGCAGCUAUAUUUCGAAAAUGGAGGCGCUCCAUUGACCGAGGAACCCCCCAACCACCGCACCGCACUCGCUUCGAGGACGAUCCAUAUCGACUCAGAUUCUGAUGACGACAAUUCUUCCGCCCGUGCCCAGCCGUCCACACAAGCCGCUGGAGCAUCAACAUUUGAAGAUGACGCCGCUCUGGCCCGUCGCCUGCAGGAGGAGAUGUACGGGGGUGGUGCUGGUGACACUGGUGGUGCUGGUGUUGGUGGUGGCGGCAACGAUGACGAGGGCGUGCGGGCACCCAUGGCGCGUACGACCGAGACGCUAGUGGGGCCGGAUCUCGAUUUCGGCGACGACGACGACGACGAUAUGCACACCAAUAUUCUGAGCCAGUUGCGUGCUCGCCAACGAGGUGGUCAUGGCCGUGCUGGCAUCUUCAACCAGAGAUCUGCGCCAUCAAUAUGGGCUGGCGACUCGGAAGAGACACACCAGGAACGACUAUCGAGGGCAACUGGAGGCGCGUCGGAGGCAUCUUCCAAGUCCAAUAUGCUCGCCGAGAUGUAUCGCCCUCCGUUUGAAAUCAUGACCAGAGUGCCGUGGGAUGUGGCCCGUGAAGAGGGGCGUGACAAUGAGAAGUGGCUACUGGUCAACGUCCAAGACUCUUCGGUCUUCGAUUGUCAAGUAUUGAACCGUGAUCUCUGGAAAGACAAGACUGUCCAGGAAACAAUCCGGGAACACUUCGUAUUCCUGCAAUUCUCGAAGGAUGAUCCGAAGGCUGCGCCAUACCUCCAAUAUUACUUCCAAGCUAGCGACGUCUCCGACAAUUACCCCCAUAUUGCCAUUGUCGACCCUCGCACCGGUGAACAAAUGAAGGUCUGGUCUGGUCCGCCUGUGAUCAAACCCGCAGAAUUCCUGAUGCAGCUUCACGAGUUCCUGGAUCGUUAUAGUCUGAACCAUAAUGUGCGCAACCCUGUCGCGAAGCGCAAGUCCGAGAAGAAGGAUAAGCACGUGGAAGCCAUGACGGAGGAGGAGAUGAUGGAGAUGGCCAUCAACAAUAGCCUCGGAGGAGGGCUGGUGCCUGGACAGAAGCUUGAAGAUCCUGACGACCUGACCCGCAGUAUGGAGGAUGUCAAGGGCAAGGGCCGGGCAAACGAUGUCGAAGAUGAGCCCAUGGGUGGAACAGAGCCGCCCGAAGAACAACCCGCGGAAGCCUCUCCAUUCUCCUCCAUCCCCAGCAACCAACCGCACACUGAGCCUGAGGCAAAUCCCGCCACUACCACCCGCAUUCAGUUCCGUCACCCAUCUGGCCGUGUGAUUCGGCGCUUUGCACUGUCUGAUCCAGUUCAACGGAUCUACGAAUGGCUCAAGGCCGACCCCCCUUUGGAAGGCAAGGCUGGUGUGGAGUUUGAGCUGAAUGCCAUGGGACAAAACCUAAUAGACAGCCUUGCUACGAGCAUUCAAGAUGCAGGGCUGAAGAACGGAACGGUCAUGAUCGGCUAUCUGGAAGAUUAA
Messenger RNA from Penicillium canariense, 1596 nucleotides. Its product is annotated as DNA-protein crosslink repair co-factor UBX5. Bases 1 to 1596 code for a protein of 531 amino acids. Gene Ontology annotation, cellular component: nucleus. The record is from RefSeq and is a predicted model, not a curated record. Gene Ontology annotation, molecular function: ubiquitin binding. Gene Ontology annotation, biological process: proteasome-mediated ubiquitin-dependent protein catabolic process. The transcript has 3 exons. Lineage: Eukaryota; Fungi; Ascomycota; Eurotiomycetes; Eurotiales; Aspergillaceae.